AUGUUAAGUCCGCAAAUCUCAUUGAGCCAAAAGCUGCUGCUUCCUGUUCUAUCGACCCGUGGGGGGAGAUUUCUAGCUCCUGGAUCUUACUACAUUCCCUUUUCUGAACGCUUUGACGAGGAAGGCAAUAGGAGGCCAUCACCUCAUCCUGAGACUCCAAAGUUUCGAGGUAUUGCAUGCUUUAUCCUCAGGCCUUCUAAUUAUAAUUUUAUCCUUCUUAACAUUGAUAUAGAUGAGCUUCCACCAGCAAAAGAACCAAAAAUUGCCGGUAAGCAUCCGUUCCGUUUUGUCUGCGAGGCAAAGAAGAUAUAUUGGUGGUGUGCGUGCGGACAGAGUAAAGAACAACCCUUCUGUGAUGGUCAUCACUCUCGAACGAUUCAUAAGUGGCCUGUUCGAAACCAAAAGCCAAUGUUCAAACCAAUUAAGAUUACUUUUGAGAAAAAAACUGUUGCGUGGUUCUGCAUGUGCAAGCAGACUGGGUCCCCUCCUUUUUGUGAUGGUAGUCACAAUUGUGAACUUGUUCAAACGGCCUUCAAGUACUAG
Hydatigera taeniaeformis is the source of this 543-nucleotide messenger RNA. NCBI's taxonomy places the organism in Eukaryota, Metazoa, Platyhelminthes, Cestoda, Cyclophyllidea, Taeniidae. The record is from the annotation of a GenBank genome assembly.